Symbiodinium sp. CCMP2592 is the source of this 609-nucleotide messenger RNA. Lineage: Eukaryota; Dinophyceae; Suessiales; Symbiodiniaceae. The record is from the annotation of a GenBank genome assembly.
AUGAACCUGGAGAACAUCUUCGAUUUCUUCUUGUCUCUACCGCACAAGCUGUCUCUGGGCCGUGCCAAAGAUCUUUUCGAGACCAUGUCGCUGACUUUAGCCACGGCAGUAAUCCUUGGAGCCAAGAUCCACAAGGUGCCUUACUUUGGCACAGCGCUUCCCUUCGCCAUCAUCUCCACCGGCACCUUCGGCUGCACCGCCGUGUGCUACAAGGUGCGGUGCAUGGAAAAGGACACUGCCCGAAGAAUCCGAAGAAGUCUGCAGUGCAACCUUUUCGCCGUAAUUCUGAUCGUGCAGGCUGUGGUGUUCGGCUUUUGCUACCUCCACUGGCAUGUUUACCACACGAUCUCUUUGGAUGAGCUGAUAAACUACAACGUGAUCACCGCCUGCGGCUUGAUCUCACCGGAGCUGUGUGCUUCCAUCUGCGAGUUCUUCACGUCGGUGAACUGCUACCCUGUGCAGUGGCUGGCGCAGGACAGCCUGAGGAGGGUCCCUCACCUGCAGAAUCUGCAGAAUCCUGUAUUCGUCUCUCCGUUCGAGAUGUUGUUUGAAAGGCUGCCCUUCGACAGCGUAUUGAACCCCGAAGCCAAGCACCCCGACAGCGCCUGA